Molecule: messenger RNA, 5767 nt
Organism: Scophthalmus maximus (turbot)
Lineage: Eukaryota; Metazoa; Chordata; Actinopteri; Pleuronectiformes; Scophthalmidae
Product: cytosolic carboxypeptidase 4
Exons: 26
Biological process (GO): proteolysis; protein side chain deglutamylation; C-terminal protein deglutamylation
Molecular function (GO): zinc ion binding; metallocarboxypeptidase activity
Source: RefSeq, a predicted model, not a curated record
CAGAGAGAGAGAGGGGGCGACAUGCACAUGACGCUCUUCGGAUAUCUCCCGUCUACUCUCUGAUUGACGAUAUCUGGCCGGCCGAGUGCUACUAUCUUUUUUCUCUUUUUUUCUGUUUGACUGUUUUACAGUUUGUUUACCUUUAUCCGUUUGUCUUUCUGACCAGCUGACUGACUGGCACAGAGCAAGGGCGACUAAGAAUGACGGCCUCCCGAAGCACCUCCAGCUGCUUAGAGGUCCUACUUUCCGGUCUGCAGAAUGAAGGGGAUGUGGAGAACACCUUGAAUAUCCUCAAUCUCCUGGAUGAACUUCUGUCUACUGGUACAGAUCAUCGUAUCCAUUAUUUGAUCAGUAAAGGUGGCAGUGAGGCCUUGUUGAAAGCACUGGUCAACACUAGCAACAGUUUUGGUCCCAACUACACCAUCCUUCUACCACUGCUCCACCUGCUGGCUAAAGUUGGACACAGAGACGGUCAUAUUGGUAUCAAGGCAGAGGAGGCUGGAGCUGUGCUAGUGACACUGAAUCUGCUCAAACACAAUGUCAAACAUGCCAAGAUGACUGCAGCCUGCCUCUGGGUCAUCCAAGUCUUCUCUUCAUCAGUUUCUACAGCAAACCUAAUUGGAGAAAACCAUGGACUAGAUGUCAUCUUCUGCCUCAUCCCUCAGUAUACCACCAAACAUCUGCACACUAUCAAGGCAGCCAUUAAUACCUUUGCAGCUCUACUGUGCACAAAGACUAAUGUUUGUUCAGUGGUAUCAAAGGGUUACAUUUCUGGCCUACUGCGACUUUAUGAGGACUGGUACAGCAAAGAUACUCAACAUGCUGCCAUAGAAAUCCGCCACACACUGCUGCGCUGCCUCCAUAAGGUCACCCAUAGUACUGCAGGCAGACAGGCUGUUAUAUCCCAGGGAGGCCUCAGACUGCUGUAUCACACCACACAGACAGAUUUGUUGUGUAAAGGUCUGGAGUCUCUGAUAGAUCCCUCUGUGCAGCUGAUGAGGAAGUGUCUUCCAAAAACUCCUCUACCACUGACAUCAGAUCUGUCUGCAUACACCUUCCCGCUUCCUUGAAGAGCACAUGCUGUCCCUGAUGUGGCAACAGAUGAGAGCAGGGAAGAGAGUGAUGAUGAAGAGACUGAAAAGAACCAAGAGGCACCAAGCACAGAUUAUGAUGACGACUUGGAGACAGACCUGAACAAACUUUGUCUUCGUCCAGACCCAGACAGACCGAAAGAUCUGCUGCCACAGUAUGGACGCCUCUGUCCUGAACAUUCACAUGACUUUACGGAACUAGAUCUGAGUUCAGAGCCAGAGGAGAGUUCACCAUCGCCAUUAUCAUCAGAUGAGGAAGCUGUACUGCUCAACAGUUUAUCUCUUCACUCCUCGAGGAUGGACAGAAGGAAGACUAACUCCAGCAAUGAUUUGUCCAACUCCUCCUCAGGCUCUCAGUCACAGACAGAAACAUCCACAGAGGGAAACACACCAGCUACUGCCCAGUUUGUGGCCGGAGAUUUCCAAAGUCACAGCAGCAUCCUUGUUAAAGAGGCUAGAGGCGAAGCCCCCUCCAUUCUGAGAGGAAAUGAGCAGGAUAUUGAGGAGGAGGGAACAGAAGAAUUUCACCAUUGCACCAUGAUAGACAGUUUAUUGAAGAGACAUGGCGCCUGUAUUCUGCACCACGAACCCAAGCUGUACCGCGCUGCAGCUGCCAAAACCAAGUCUAUUCCAGGGUUCAGCAUCCUGGCUUUCCCUGAUUUCUGGGGUCACCUCCAUCCUCCAGGACAUGAACCCAUGGCCCCUCGCAAACCCAACAUACAGAGAGAAAAAGUGUUUGAAGAUGUCCAGCGUUUCUUGAAUACUCAUGACAUCAUCAACCAGGUAGUCUAUGACCUAGAAGGCAGCAGUCUUCAGUGUCUGUCUGAUUCCUUGAGGUUUUUCUCUAACUUUGAGUGUGGGAACUUGAGGAAGGCUGUUCAGAUCCGCAGAUAUGAAUAUGACCUCAUAUUGAAUGCGGAUACCAACUGUUCCCAGCACGCCCAGUGGUUUUACUUUGAGGUCAGUAAUAUGGUGGCUGACGUCCCCUACCGUUUUAAUGUCAUCAACUGUGAGAAGAGCAACAGCCAGUUCAACUAUGGAAUGCAGCCGGUGCUGUUCUCAGUAAGGGAAGCUCUGGAAGGUAGACCACACUGGGUCAGGACCGGAACUGAAAUUUGUUAUUUCAGGAACCACUUUUGUCCAGCUCAAGGAAGAUGUAGAACAACUUUUUAUACUCUGACCUUUACCAUCACCUUCAAACACAAUGAGGAUGUCUGCUACCUGGCCUACCAUUAUCCCUACACAUACUCUGCUCUGAAGGCUCAUCUGAAGGUGCUGCAGAAAUCAGUGGAUCCUGCCAAGUGCUUCUUCCGGCAACAGAUUCUAUGUAAAAGUUUGGCUGGAAACUCCUGUCCAGUGGUCACCAUCACUGCCUCUCCUGCCAGCAGGGCCUGGAAAGACAUGCUCCAGCUACGUAAUCGUCCUUGUAUCGUGCUGACAGCCCGUGUCCAUCCUGGUGAGUCCAAUGCCAGCUGGGUUAUGAAGGGCACCCUCGAGUUCCUGUGCAGCAGUGACUUGGUGGCCCAGAGUUUGAGGGAGGCCUUCGUCUUCAAGAUCAUCCCCAUGCUCAAUCCAGAUGGAGUCAUCAAUGGCAUGAAUCGCUGUGAUCUAAACAGUGAGGAUCUAAAUCGCCAGUGGUGUAAACCAGACCCCGUCCUCAGUCCAACCAUCUACCACACCAAAGGUCUCCUCUACUACCUCAACAGUAUAGGACGAACUCCACUGGUUUUCUGUGACUACCACGGCCACUCUAGAAAGAAGAACGUGUUCCUGUACGGCUGCAGUGUGAAAGAGACUCUUUGGCAGUCUGGAUCCGCAGUUGACACAGUCGGAUUGAAAGAGAACCCUGGAUAUAGGACCAUUCCAAAGACCCUGGAUCGUAUUGCACCAGCCUUUUCUUUCAACAGCUGCAACUAUUUGGUGGAGAAGUCUCGCUCUGCCACAGCCAGGGUGGUUGUCUGGAGAGAGAUGGGUGUGCUGAGAAGUUACACCAUGGAGAGUACUUACAAUGGUUGUGACCAGGGUAUAUACAAGGGCCUGCAGACAGGAACCAGGGAGCUGCAGGACAUGGGGUUGAAGUUCUGUCACAGUCUGCUGUCUGUAACCAAAGAUCUUAAGGAUCUUUACAGCAGGAGACUCAUUGACCUCGAUUACAACAUCCUCGACCACAAGUCUCACAACUUUUUUGAAGAUGACGAGCCUCCAUGUGUCGAGGAGAUCGAGUAUUCCACAGACUGUCCCAAACUCAAAGGCACUGAUCUGGAUUCAGAUAUCAAUACCAACAUGGCCAAUGUGGAUGAAGAGGAAGAUGGGGGUGGCAGUGAGGAUGGACACAGUGGGGCAAAGCAGUGGCAAGGCAGCAUUGGCAAGUCCCAGCAGUCAAGCAUGAAGAGCUGUCUGUUCCCCCACCCAAUCAGACAAGCAGCGAUGGAGAAACUCAGUGAGAAGAGGGACAAAUGUCAGGGUGUGACCAUUGUCAAUGGACAAAUCACAAGUUAAAGGAAUAUUUCUACAUUUUGAGAUUUUGAUUUGUUUUAAGAAAUAGAGCUUUUAGCUUUUCACUAAAAGGUCUUUUGUAAGCAUUCCCCCAUGACACAUUGCAAUAAUUAUUCUCCAAACUCAAUGGAAAAUCUACUGUUUAGCUUUACAAUUCAAAAAUAAAUUACUUCUUUACUGUACAAAACAGGGACAGGUAAGACAUAUAAAAAACAAAGGCAUUAAAGUCAGAGACCAAUGGGGAAAUGAUCAGUAGCACUACAGAUUUUUUCGAGAUGUAUGAAUUGUCAUGGUCCGCUAGGACCAAGACACUUUGGACUUUUUGUGAAAGACUCUUGUGACCCCUUGUUUUUUUCAUCUUGAGUUUUGUAUUUCCUGUUUUAUUUUGUAAAUCAUUUCCUGUGCUCCUGUGUCCGGUUUUCUGUUACUUUACAUUUCUUGUGAUUACCUGUGAUCGUCUGUACCUGUUCCCUAUGUAUCGCACCUGUGUAUCGUUACCUCUGCCCUCUUGUGUGUAUAGUCUUUGUUCUCUGUCUUUUACCUCCCUUUGUUCUGGUUGGAUCCUGUAGCUCUGUUUAUCCGUGUGUAGCACUGUCUCUAUGUUAAAGCCAUGCGUCCAUGUUUUUUUGUUGAAGUUUUGGAUUUUGUUUAAUUUUCCCAGUAGAAGACUGGAGGUCAGUUUUUGUUGCUUUUUACUAAAUCCCUUUCCCCAUACCUGCAUUUGGUUACUGCUUAACUCCUGUCCCUGAACUCCGGUCGAAAAACCUGGCCAAUCCCUGUCCUUGAGUCCCAGUCGGUGGCUCGACAAGAUUCCUGUCCCGUCUCAAGCCCCUGAACCCAAGUCAGCGGACCGGCCAACCCCUGAUCCCCGUCUCCAGUCGGCAACAGACCGACAAACCCUUCGUUGGUGGUCUGGCCGACCCCUGCUCCUUGUCUCCAGUGGGCAGCAGACUGACACAUCCUUCGUUGGUGGUCUGGCCGACCCCUGCUCCUUGUCUCCAGUGGGCAGCAGACUGACACAUACUUCGUUGGUGGUCUGGCCGACCCCAGCUCCUUGUCUCCAGUUCGCAGCCAACCGACCCAUCACUCGUCAGUGGUCUGGACGAACCCUGCUCCUCUUCUCCAGUCGGUGGACCAGCCCACCCACCCCCCUGAUCCUCAGUUGGUGGUCUGACUGACCCAUGUGGUGUAAAUUUCUCAUAUAAUCAUGUAUUAACAUAUACUCUGUUUAAAUUGUGUUUCUGGUAUGUGGGAAAGACUGUCUAUGAGAGGUUAUAAUUAGCUGAGCCUGGGGUAGAAAAGCAGAUGAGGGAAAAGUGGUUUACAAGGGGUUAAUGAACAGUUGGUUUAUUAGGUGUAGUAAGACAUUUGGGCCAGGAAGAAGUAUUUAGAGAGAUGAUGAGGCCAACAUUCUUGUUGACCUGGCUGCCUUGACCGGGCUAUUUAAGAUGAUUUUUCUGUAUGAUCUGGGUCAGACCUCUGAACCAUUCCAUGGUGAAGGAGCUCUGAACCAGCUGAACAGACUGUUGUACUCUUGACUUUGAUUCAAUUAAAUAUGACUUGUAGACAAACUUGUUAGGUUUGAAUGAUUAUUUGUUCAUUUCUCGAGGAAAUCAAGAUUUCCCCUGCAACCCACACUCCUGAUCCCCAGUCGUCGGCCGUGCUGACCUACAAUCCGGGUCGUCCCCCUGAACGGCUUUACCCCUCUGUCCGGCCCGUGGGUCGGACCCCCUAAAUGGCUGUGCCCCUCUGACCGGCCUCCUGAUCGUCCUCCUGAGCCAUUGCUCGUUACCCAUUGUGCCAUCUGCCAGAGUCCCUAAACAAAGCCAUGCCCUGUUCUCCAGAGACUUUUUGUCUGCUCCUGGUUUUCUGUUAUGUUACGUUUCUUGUGAUUUCCUGUGAUCGUCUGCACCUGUUCCCUAUGUAUCUCACCUGUGUAUCGUUACUUGUGCCAUCUUUUUUCUAUAUAGUCUGUGCCUCCCUUUGUUCUUGUUGGAUCUUCUGUUCAUUUCCAUGUAGUUCUGUUUAGCUCUGUUUAUCCGUGUGUAGCACUGUCUCUUUGUUUAAGCCAUGCCAUAUGUCCACGUUCUUUUGUUGAAGUUUUGGAUUUUGUUUAAGGUUCCCAGUAGAAGACAGGAGGUCAGUUUUUUGUUGCUUUUUAUUAAAUCCCUUUUCCCCAA